Molecule: messenger RNA, 1192 nt
Organism: Nymphaea colorata (pocket water lily)
Lineage: Eukaryota; Viridiplantae; Streptophyta; Magnoliopsida; Nymphaeales; Nymphaeaceae
Product: transcription factor JUNGBRUNNEN 1
Exons: 3
Coding region: 79-999 (306 amino acids)
Biological process (GO): regulation of DNA-templated transcription
Molecular function (GO): DNA binding
Source: RefSeq, a predicted model, not a curated record
AUAAAUAAGGACGCCUCACGACCAGAGCAGAUUCAGUAUGUCUGGUCGGAGGAGAACAAGCGCAGAAGGAUCAAACUAAUGGAUUUACAGAAGCUCAACACCGGGGAUACUACAGAGGACGACUUCCCCCUUCCCGGAUUCCGGUUCCACCCGACCGACGAAGAGCUGGUCGGCUUCUAUCUUCGCCGGAAGGUCGAGAAGAAACCGACCUCGAUUGAGCUCAUCAAACAAAUCGACAUCUAUAAGUAUGAUCCGUGGGAUCUUCCCAAGAUAAGCACAGUGGGGGAGAAAGAAUGGUACUUCUUCUGCAUGAGGGGAAGGAAGUACAGGAACAGCAUCAGGCCGAACAGAGUGACGGGCUCCGGUUUCUGGAAGGCCACGGGGAUAGACAGGCCCAUUUAUUCCGCCGCGGCGGCGACGGGAGGAGCCAACCACGAGUGCCUCGGCCUCAAGAAAUCCCUCGUCUACUACGUUGGCAGCGCCGGAAAAGGCACCAAGACCGACUGGAUGAUGCACGAAUUCCGCCUCCCCACCGGCGCUGGGCAGUCCGCCACCACCCCUCGCUCCAUUAAUAAUACGGACAAGAGCUUGCAAGAAGCGGAAACUUGGACCAUUUGCAGAAUAUUCAAGAGGACAGUGACUUACAAGAGGUAUGGCGAAGAAGCGAGGCGGUCCUCCUUCGCGGGCAGCCCCCACACAGACAGCAGCUCCAUUGCCGAUCAAACAGAUACCACUGAUCAUUCUAGCGGCCAUGGACUAAGCGACACUGUAGAUAAUGUUGAAAAGAAGCCUGCACUGACUUGUAACCAAAUCGAAGCUGGGAGAAGGCAGUACCUUUCAGGCCAAGCAGUUUCACUAACAGCGUUGAACAGAAGCGAUCACCAAGGGAUGGCAUCGGCAGAAUCCAUGAGAGAUUUAACGUGGGAUGAUAUCAGGCCGAUCCUUGAUCUAUCGGACCCUGCAUGGGUUUCGAACGUCUGCAAGUACUCGUGCAUGUAGAGGAGAGGACCAGUAUUAAGUAUACCAGUGCUUUGGAUAUCUUAUGAAUAUUUCAUAGAACAUAUAUAUAACACUUUGGGUAGAGGCUUUGUUUAGUUACCUGUAAAUCACAUCACAAAAUAAUCAUCUUUAUGUGAGCCUUCUUGCGAUUGAGAGUUUUUUUUUUUCUUCUAGACUGACAUCAGUGGCUCCG